Trypanosoma grayi is the source of this 2025-nucleotide messenger RNA. RefSeq names its product GTP-binding protein. Gene Ontology annotation, molecular function: GTP binding. The record is from RefSeq and is a predicted model, not a curated record. NCBI's taxonomy places the organism in Eukaryota, Euglenozoa, Kinetoplastea, Trypanosomatida, Trypanosomatidae. The coding region runs from base 1 to 2025 and encodes 674 amino acids. The transcript has a single exon.
AUGCGCUUCCUUUCCCGUCCACUACUGAACAAGGUGGGUAGACGCUCAGCAUUAGAGCCUGCUGCUUCUGCUACUGUUUCUGCUGAGCCAGAGUGCCGAUCCUCAGUUCCGCUUCUCCGCUACCCCGUGAUGUCGCCGCGUGAAGAGAGAGUGAUGCGCCUCAGCGAGGAGGUGUUCUCCAAAGGUAACGUGCAUCUAAAGAAUGUCGAGGCCCUUUCUGCUCUACCAGAGGGACUGCACUCUUUCCCUGAGGUGUGCUUUAUUGGCAAGCCAAACGUCGGGAAAUCGACGAUCAUAUCAUGCUUGCUGCACAACCAUCGCUUGGGGCGUGCUGGAAGUACACGUGGAACCACGCGAUUGUUGCAGUUCUUCAACGUGGGAGAUGCGGUGCUUCUCGUGGACACUCCUGGGUACGGUGGCUGGAAGGGUCGACAUCUCUCGCAAAAUUUAGCUGACCGUGCGAGGGCCUUCGGUAUUCUUUUUCGUUAUUUGGCUCUCCGCAAGCGAGGGCCGCUGAAGCGUGUGUACUGGGUGAUGGAGGCAGCGAAGCCAAUCCAGCCAAGAGACGAGGAGAUCUUUGCCUUUCUACAGGAGGAACAGAUACCAUUCUCGGUGAUCAUCAACAAAAUUGAUCGCUACCGCGAUGACCGAAAUGCUCUUCAGCACCAUGUAGAAAAAUUAUGGAAGCUUUUUGGUAGUGCCGAAGUUCCUGUCCUGGGUACAAGAGCGAGCCCGAAAUAUCCAGAGCGUUGUCUUAACUUAAAUGCUUUGCAACAUGACAUUACUUACUACUGCACACAGGAGCUCAGCCAGCUAAAUGAUUUGACGUAUAAGAACCUCAAGGAACUUAGUUACGCGCCUCCAACCGUGGAGGAGAUGAAUGCAGUGGAGCGUCGGUACCCACUGGAGUCCUUCAUUCUGCCACAAGAGAACAAUUUGUCAUUGGAACGUUUUGUUGCGAGGCAUGAAGAGGCAAAGGCGCGGUGCCUGUCGAAGUUGCCCAAGGCGGCAUUGCUCUCCUCUAGAGACGAAGCUGUGAAUUGUCUCUUGAGCUCCAACGACCAAGAAGACAAUCUUAUUGAGAAUGACAACACCCUUGGUAGGGCGUCUCAAACGCAACCGUUACUAGAGGAGGCCACACCAGUUGCACACCCUUCAGCUACGCCAAUAACAGCAAUUGAGGCAACUGAAACUCCUACUUCUGACUCUACUACUACUACUGCUACGUUCGUGGAAGCACCGGUACGAUUCCACGUUCGUGCGUCACUCCGAGCUGCGUUGGGGCGCCACUCUAAUGAGAGCAACGAUGACGACAAGCUCCGCUGGGAUAAGGCUGAGGUGCCGGUGACGUCCUUCUCCACAGAUUCUAGCUCGUCCUUUAUAUCGAAUACCGGUAAGGAGAUGGCGCCGUCUCUCUUUAGAGAAGGGUCUGCACCGCCAGUCCGUGCACCAAUAGCACCACAGCUUCCUCCAAGUAUGGAUCGUGAUACCCAGACUGUGCGGGCCAUCAAUGGUGUGCAUAUCCCUAAGAGCAUGAUAACCGUAUCAGUGUCUCAACUACCCGCGAGCCAAAAGGAUUCCUUUGAGUAUUUCGCACAGCAUUCAGGUACCGAAGGUUAUGAACAGUUUCUAACUGCGGAGGCAGAGGGACAGCAUACAUUUCUGGAGGAGGGAAAGCAUGCAUGCUUCACUGACAGUGAGAUGUUAACACUGCAGCGCCCGUUGAAAAAGAGCGAGCGCAGGAAACGCUUGGACCGGGUGCUGGAGAAGUACCUCUCGCGUGUGCGCAAAGACCGAUCUCUCUACAUGCAAGCAGAGGGCUACAUGUGCCCGUGGUUGGCGGGUGCGGGACAGCCGUCGCGGGUGGCUGUUAUGGGGCUUGCUCCUGGCCAAUUCUCCAUUGGUCGCGGCGGGGGAUUGAUGAAAGGACUGAAACGCACAGGCUUCGGCGGCAAGAGUUACUCGGCGGACACCAUGAAGAAUCGUGGGCGCGCAACGAAGAAAACGGGUUACUGGGCGGCAUAA